Messenger RNA from Tachyglossus aculeatus (Australian echidna), 1993 nucleotides. It is a transcript of the gene SPAG16, whose product is annotated as sperm associated antigen 16. Gene Ontology annotation, cellular component: axonemal central apparatus. NCBI's taxonomy places the organism in Eukaryota, Metazoa, Chordata, Mammalia, Monotremata, Tachyglossidae. The transcript has 16 exons. Bases 1 to 1917 code for a protein of 638 amino acids. Gene Ontology annotation, molecular function: protein binding. Gene Ontology annotation, biological process: axoneme assembly. The record is from RefSeq and is a predicted model, not a curated record.
AUGGAAGGCCGGCCGGGCUGGGGCUCCCCGUCCGCCUCCCCUCCGGGCACCGCCGGACAGGCAGACGAUGCCCUGGCCGCCGAGGGCGCCUACUACCUGCACCAGGUGACCAUAACUGAACCAUCUGAAGAUGACUAUAAAUAUGAAGAGGUUUCUAUUGAUGAUGACAUUAGUUUUCAAGAAGGUGACGAAGACCUGGCCAAGGCAGUUCAGAUGGUUCAAGAACAGGCAGAAGAUGCACAAACUAUGACACAGAAAACAGUUCCCCCAUCUACACAAUCAGUGUCUGAAGUACCUGAAGUGAUUGAAGAUUUUCUCCGCAAUUUCCUGAUCAGAAUGGGGAUGAACAGAACUUUUGAAAGCUUUCAAAAUGAAUGGUAUGAAAUCAUACAAAAAGGCUCAUUUCAACCCUCAGAUCCCAGGUUGGUCCCAGACGUGUACACUCAGAAUCAACUUCUAGAAGAAGAGAACAAAAAUUUGAAAAAAGAAUUGGAACAUUAUAAAAUUGCAGCUAACAAAGCUAGCAAAAAUCUGCUGAAAUCGAAGAAAGAAUGUGACUUCCACCGACUUCACCACAAGCGGGUAGUCCAGGAAAAGGACAAACUUAAUAAUGAUAUUAAAGGGUUAAAGUUACAUUAUGGAUCAUAUGAGAAAACUCUAAAGCUGCUCCAGGAGAAAAAAGAUUCUUUACUGAGGCAGAAAAUGCUGACUACCUUGGAAAAAGAUAAAGCAGUUGGACAGAUUACAGGACUCCAGGCUACUUUGCAGAAUUUGGAAACAGGACAUAGUGUCCAGAUUCCUAAGAGUAGAGUAGGUCACAGAUGUGAAAGAGAAAAUGACUCAGAAGGUCCGACCCAAGAAGCUCUUCAAAGAGCCAGGGAAGGAAAGCUUCAGUGUGAUGGAGUCAUUUCCCAUGAUACAGCCAAAGACCCAGUGAAACAGAAAGGCAAGAGGUACCCAAAGGAUUCAGAAUUUCCUGUAGAUACACAAAUAAAUCCACACCUGUAUUGGUUUAAAGAAUGUGGCCAUCCGUUAAAAUCUGGAUACAAGAUAAGCAACAUUUUAAAAGUGCAUGAUCUGGCAGUGAGCAGUUUGGCCUUACAUCCCCACAAAGAGAUCCUGAUCACUUGCAGCGAUGACCAUCUCUGGAAGAUGUGGGCCUUCCCAAGUGGAAACCUCCUGAUGACAGGGGUAGGACACACAGAUUGGCUCUCUGGCUGCUGUUUCCAUCCAAGUGGCACUAAUUUGGCCACCUCCAGUGGAGAUACCACGGUAAAGAUCUGGAACUUCUCCAAAGGAGACUGCAUUCUGACCCUGGAGGGCCACAGCCAAGCCAUCUGGUCCUGCACGUGGCAUUCCUGUGGGGACUUCGUGGCGUCAUCCUCUAUGGACAACACCAGCAAAGUCUGGGAUCUUAACAGUGAAAGAUGCAGAUACACCUUACGUGGCCACAGUGAUUCAGUCAAUAGCAUUGAGUUUCUUCCCUUCUCCAAUACCAUUCUUACCAGCUCUGCAGAUAAGACCCUGUCUCUCUGGGAUGCCAGAACAGGGCUCUGUGCUCAUACUUUCUACGGACACAUGCAUUCCUGCAAUGAUGCCUCAUUCAACAUGAAGGGUGACACUAUUGUGUCCUGUGAUUCCUGUGGCGUUAUGAAGCUCUGGGAUGUCCGAAAAGUGAUAGCGAUGGUGUCGAUUGAUGUGGGUCCCAGUCCUGGAAACCAGGUGGUCUUUGACCCCUCAGGUCGGAUCGUGGCCCAGGCGAGCAAUGACGGCACCAUUCACAUGCUGGAUCUCAAAUCGGGGCAGCUUCACAAACUGACGGGCCACGAAAAUGAGGUGCACAGCGUGGCCUUCACCUACGACGCCGGGCACCUGUUUUCCGGGGGGGCGGAUGGGACAGUCCGCAUCUGGUCCUGAGACCAUCUCCCUCAUCUCCCCCAUCUCCCCCAUCUCCCUCAUCUCCCCAUCUCCCCCCAUCUCUCCCAUCUCCCAA